Molecule: messenger RNA, 2994 nt
Organism: Plectropomus leopardus (leopard coralgrouper)
Lineage: Eukaryota; Metazoa; Chordata; Actinopteri; Perciformes; Serranidae
Source: RefSeq, a predicted model, not a curated record
UGAAGCUAACAGAGAACAGAGAACCACCUCGGAGAACAGCAGCAGACCGGUUCUCCUCCGCGGACAUGGCGUUCAUCACAGCCACCUGGAACCCGCUGGGAGAAGCUUUUUACCGUAAGACGGAGCUGUUUGAGAUGUGUUGGACGUUGAGGGACAGUCUCAGAGACUGUCUCGUGGCUGCAGCUCCGUACGGAGGACCAAUCGCUCUCCUCAGAGAACCGCACAGACGUUCUCCCAGCUCUCGCCCUCAGUUAGAGAUUUAUUCUGCGUCUGGAGUCGCCAUCGCCAGCUUCCCGUGGAAAAGUGGUCCUGUGGUCCACCUGGGUUGGACGGUCAGUGAUGAGCUGUUGUGUAUUCAGGAGGACGGAUCAGUUCUGAUCUACGACAUGUUCGGAUCCUUCAAGAGACACUUCAGUAUGGGACAGGAAGUGGUCCAGAGUCAGGUGUUAGAGGCCAAAGUGUUCCACUGCUCCUCCCGUUUCACCUUGGCAACCAACAUCGACGACCUGAAGCUCCGGAGGUUACCUGAAGUCCCAGGUCUACAGGGGAAACCGUCCUGUGUCGUCCUCACUCAGGACAGACAGACUAAAGUCCUGCUGUCCAACGGACCUGAACUCUACAUCCUGGACAACACGUCCUGUACCGCUGUGUGUCCCCCAGGUCUCAGUCCUCAGGCAGGCAGCAUCAUCCACAUGUCGUCCUUUAGUUAUAAGUACCUGGCUCUGUUCACUGACACUGGACUCCUGUGGACAGGCUCCUCCCACCUCCAGGACAAACUGAGUGAAGUGGACAUCAAGAAGACGACGCCUCCCAAACAGAUGGUCUGGUGUCGCAGACCAAAGAGUCAGCAGCCGUCUGUGGUGCUGAUGUGGGACAGACUGCUCAUGGUGGUUGGAGUGUGUCAUGACACCAUCCAGUUCCCCGUAGAGGAUCCGUGUGUUCUGGUGGGAGAGCUGGACGGGGUCCGGAUCAUCAGCUCGACUGGUCAGGAGCUGCUUCAGGAGGUUCCUCUGGUCUGUCAGGACAUCUUCAAGAUCGCCUCCAUGGCCCCGGGAGCUCUGCUGCUGGAGGCCCACCGGGAGUACGAGAAGUCGAGCCAGAAGGCGGACGAGUACCUGAGGGAGAUCAAGGAGCAGAGCAUGCUGGGAGAGGCAGUCCGACAGUGUGUGUGGAGGCGGCAGGACACGAUAAUGUUCUCUCUGGGUUCUAUAAUCAGUGUUGUUGUUCUCCUGGUGUUUCAUGCGAUGUCCUUCGGGAAGUGUUUCUUGACGGACUUCAGUGCGGAUCCGUUCGUGUCGACUUCUGCAGAGAACUCCCGGGUUCUGAACGAACGCCGUCAGAGAGAGCAGCGUGGGGCUGCCGCUCACACACACUCAGUGCAGCAGAAGGACCUAUCAGACGAGGCCAUAGCGCGGGCGGUGUGUGUGAAGGUGGGAGACUCACCUGGUGUGUCUUACUCUCACAUCGCAGCCAAAGCUUACGAGUGUGGACGCACCGAGCUCGCCAUCAAGCUGUUGGACUCGGAGGCCCGGUCUCACCUGUCUCUGUCUGUGUCCAGCUGUUGGACUCGGAGGCCCGGUCUCACCUGUCUCUGUCUGUGUCCAGCUGUUGGACUCGGAGGCCCGGUCUCACCUGUCUCUGUCUGUGUCCAGCUGUUGGACUCGGAGGCCCGGUCUCACCUGUCUCUGUCUGUGUCCAGCUGUUGGACUCAGAGGCCCGGUCUGGGGUCUCACCUGUCUGCUGCUGUGAAGUCCAUGUACACGGUGGUGACGUACCUGAAGAACGAGAUGAACAGAGGAGACUUCUUCAUGACUCUGGGAACCAGCCGGUCGCUCUCUGCUGACAGAAGAGUGAGUCACCUCCUGCUGCUCUCAGUCAAGCUCCUGGCUGCGGAGACAUCACCUCCUGCUGGUCACCUCCUGUGUCCUCAUCACCUCCUGCUGCUCCUCAUCACCUCCUGUUGGCUCCUGGUGUCCUCUUCCUUCUCAUCACCUUCUGCUGAUCUUUCUGCUCCUCCUAUUCUUCAUCAUCCUUCUGCUCCUUACUGCGUUCCCUGUGUGACAGUGCUAAUAAAGUUUUGUGUUCAGUUCUGUAAGCUGCAGGAGCAGGACACUCUGAAGGAUCUGUAUAACCAGGACGACGACCACCAGGAGCUCGCCAACUACUACGUCACCGCCAGCUACAGAGAGAAGAGGUUGGAGAGCCGUCUGUCCGUCCUGCAGAGCGCCGUUGAUGAAUACAAUAAGGCGAAGAACGAGUUUUCUGCGAAGGCCACAGAGGACGAGAUGCGUCUCCUUCGUUUCCAACGCAAACUGGAUGAUGAGAAAGGGGCGGGGCUUCUGGGACUGUCUCUGCAGGCCACCAUGGAGGCUCUGCUGGCGUUAGGACUCCACAAACAAGCGGAGCAACUUUACAGAGACUUCAGAGUACCUGACAAACGAUACUGGUGGUUAAAACUGAAGUCUCUGGCUGAGAAGGAGGAGUGGGACGAGUUAGAGAAGUUCUCGAAGAGCAAGAAGUCUCCUAUUGGCUACCUGGCGUUUGUUGAAGUUUGCAUGAAGAAUAAUAACAAGUAUGAAGCCAAGAAGUACGUUUCCAAGGUAACACCUGAGCAGAAGGUCAAAGCUCACCUGUCCAUCAGUGACCUGGAGGGUGCGGCAGACGCUGCGAUCGAACGCAAGAACGAGGCCGAGAUGGGGGCGGUCCUCUCCAGAUGCCCCGCCUCCGACCGCCUGCUGAUUGACAGGUUGAACCGAGCUCGAGCUGCCGUCGUCAAAAAGUGAUCCUCCAUUCAGAGAGUAUGUACAGAGACAGCAGAUGGUCUGCUGCCAAAAAGUGAUCCUCAGCUUACCUUCUGAUUGGUUCUCAGAGCAGGCGUUACUAUAGCAACUGGAGUUGUAUCUUCGUCAUGUGCUUUAAUGUCAAAACUGAUGAUCACAUUAUUGAUCUGUGGUAAUAAAUAAUGUUUGAUUAUUGAUCACUCAGCUGAUUUUA